CACCAACCAUCAUACAGUACUAAAAAAUUAGAGAACUGAUUCUUCCACCUCCAACUUGCAACCACAAUGUCGCUGUCAAGCUGCAACCUCCUCUCCAACCCUUCCUUCGAGACAGGCAGUCUGUCCCCAUGGUUCACCACCGUCCCUAAUGUGAAUAUCGCCACAGUCACCAAUGCCACUACUGCCUACGAUGGAAAUUACUACUUAGACCUCAAAACCGACUACGGCAACCGUGGCCACUCCAUCGCACAAGCCAUCAGCGACCUACACCGGGGCGGAGUCUACACCUUCACCGCACAGAUCCAGAUCCCCGAGCCCUCCGGGGCGGAGUACUGUUUCGUGAACGCGUACGUCGGCCAGAAUGCGACGACCGGGUUGAUCGUCUCGCAGCUGCUGAUGCCGACGGGCGAGUGGACGGCGGUCAGUGGGGAGUACACGCGCCAGGGGCUGCGCGCGGACGAUGUGCUGACGGUGACGGGGUCGUGUACCUCGCCGGGGAGUUCGUAUAUCUUUGAUGUGUUAGUGGAUGAGGUGAUUUUUGCUGAAGAGGGGUGUGUGGAUGAGGAGGAGGAAUAG
This is a messenger RNA of Aspergillus saccharolyticus JOP 1030-1, 576 nucleotides long. RefSeq lists its product as uncharacterized. The record is from RefSeq and is a predicted model, not a curated record. The coding region runs from base 67 to 576 and encodes 169 amino acids. The transcript is spliced from 2 exons. NCBI's taxonomy places the organism in Eukaryota, Fungi, Ascomycota, Eurotiomycetes, Eurotiales, Aspergillaceae. Gene Ontology annotation, molecular function: hydrolase activity, acting on glycosyl bonds.